GGUUCCACAAUGGUACAGCCAGCAUCACGCUGCACAAUGGUUUCCAGGCAGUGAAAGAGCGUGAUUCAGCAAGCCACUCUCUUUUUUUUUUUUCCUUUUAUUUCGUUAUUAUCAGACGUUUUGGCUCCCCUUUUUCCAUUCUGCUUUACCUGUUCCCCCAGGCUUUUAUUUAGUUCUUGAAAGAAAAAAUUAAUUUUCCUUGAAUGCAGCUGCCUCUCUUUUUAUUUUUAUUAUCAUCAUUAAUAAUAACCCAUCUUUUCCUCGGCCCUGUUUGGAAUGUGGUUUAAAAAUACCACCUAAAAUCGCAGUUUGGGGAAAAGGUUGCUGGACGAGAAGAAUAUAGUUCGCAAGCACGGAAUGGGCUAGUAUUAGAAACCUGUACCUGCAGCAGGCCAGAUUCAAAUAUCAGCUAUGGCAACCCAUGUAUGAAGUUGACCCCUUUUCAACCAUUUCCUAUAGAUGAGACAUAGCACUCGCUGUGGUAUUUAUGAGCCGCCAUUUCUUGUACUUUUGUGGUGAACCUACCCUGGAUGUGAAGAUUGCCUUUUGUCAGGGAUUUGGGAAACAAGUGGAUGUGUCAUAUAUUGCCAAACAUUACAACAUGAGCAAAAGCAAAGUUGACAACCAGUUCUACAGUGUGGAAGUAGGUGACUCGACCUUCACGGUUCUCAAACGCUACCAGAACUUGAAACCUAUUGGCUCUGGGGCUCAGGGAAUAGUUUGUGCUGCCUAUGAUGCCAUCCUUGACAGAAAUGUGGCCAUUAAGAAGCUCAGCAGACCGUUUCAGAACCAAACUCAUGCCAAGCGAGCUUACAGAGAGCUGGUCCUCAUGAAAUGUGUGAAUCAUAAAAACAUUAUCAGUUUAUUAAAUGUCUUCACACCACAGAAAUCUCUGGAGGAGUUCCAGGAUGUUUACCUAGUAAUGGAGUUAAUGGAUGCCAAUCUGUGCCAAGUCAUUCAGAUGGAGCUAGACCAUGAACGAAUGUCUUACCUACUGUACCAAAUGCUCUGUGGCAUCAAGCAUCUUCACUCUGCAGGAAUUAUUCACAGGGAUUUAAAACCGAGUAAUAUUGUGGUAAAAUCUGACUGCACAUUGAAGAUUUUGGACUUUGGACUGGCCAGGACUGCAGGCACUAGCUUCAUGAUGACUCCAUAUGUGGUGACACGUUACUACAGAGCACCAGAGGUCAUCUUGGGAAUGGGCUACAAGGAGAACGUGGAUAUAUGGUCUGUGGGAUGCAUUAUGGGAGAAAUGGUUCGCCACAAAAUCCUCUUUCCAGGAAGGGACUAUAUUGAUCAGUGGAAUAAGGUUAUUGAGCAGCUGGGAACACCCUGUCCAGAAUUUAUGAAGAAACUACAGCCGACAGUACGCAACUACGUUGAGAACAGACCGAAGUACGCUGGCCUCACUUUCCCCAAACUUUUUCCAGACUCUCUCUUCCCAGCUGACUCAGAACACAACAAACUCAAAGCCAGCCAAGCCAGGGACCUUUUAUCAAAGAUGCUAGUCAUUGAUCCAGCCAAGCGAAUAUCAGUAGACGAAGCCUUACAGCAUCCAUACAUUAAUGUCUGGUAUGACCCAGCAGAAGUGGAAGCGCCUCCUCCUCAGAUAUAUGAUAAACAGCUGGAUGAAAGGGAACAUACAAUAGUUACCUGGAAAGAACUCAUCUACAAAGAAGUUAUGAAUUCUGAAGAAAAGACUAAAAAUGGCGUAGUAAAAGGACAGCCCUCUCCUUCAGGUGCAGCAGUGAACAGCAGUGAAAGCCUCCCUCCAUCCUCAUCUGUCAAUGACAUCUCAUCCAUGUCCACUGAUCAAACACUGGCGUCUGACACAGACAGCAGCCUGGAAGCUUCUGCGGGACCCCUCGGUUGUUGCAGGUGACUAGCCGCCUGCCUGCGAAACCCAGCGUUCUUCAGAGGAUGAUACAAUUUAGGGGAAAAAAUUAACAGGAGUUAAGAGAUGAAAAGGAAGAGAAAUAAAAUACAAAGAUUUAAAUGAAACAAACAAACAAAAUCUUUUCAGCCUGCUUCUCCUACAGAGUUAUGUAAUGCAGCUAAGCUCAAGUGUAUAUUUAACUUAUAGUUGCUCUGCUUUGGUCUUCUUCCAAUGAUGCUUUAUGAAGGGGGAAAAAAAAAAGGAAGAAUCCUUUUCUUUCCCCUUCCCGUAAAAUGUAGAAUUUAUGGCUGCAAAACCAGCAACCUGCAACUGUCCUUUUCACACUGGCAUGACAAGGUGUGCAGUAGCCACUCGAAAAUGUAUGAGUGUGUAUCUGCCUUCACUCUCUGUUCUGACUUCUUCUGCCUAGUGAGGCAGACAGGAAUAAAAUGCGUUUUUCUUAGUAUACAAAUAGCACGUAGACACAUGCCAAUAGAAUUUGGGAAGUGUAUGCAGCUGUGUGUCUCCAGCAGGACACACAUCUGCAUAUGUAUUCAGUGUGCACUCCAUAACUAAAUGGCCCAUUUCAGGUGAACUGCAUAAAUACAUAUGUGAUAUAUUAGCAGUAUGUAUUCUAUUUGUUGGUUCAACAUUAGGUUGCAUAUCUUACAUGAGGAUUUGUGGAAGUGAAAAUAACCACAUCAGACUGCAGUUCCCUCAGACACUUGAAGAUGUAGCAACAAAAUUUCUCCUGAGAGGUGUAUAUAUUUUUUGAAAUAAUACCUGUUUGUACUGAAAGGAGAUGCCAUAGAGCUUCUCAUAAAAAUGUUCUUUCUUUGUGAACGUUAACACUUGUUAUUCUGAUUUUUAGAGCAGAUAUGCCAAGCUAUGACCGGGUUAGAAGGAAGCACAUGCAUCUUUGCAAGCUACGGGGAACAAGAAUGAAGGUCUUUUACGUAUGUCUAAGCCCAGAAAGAUUUAUCUCAGUGAGCAGCUUUUCCUGUUAAUAUUAAGUGAGUUAUCAUCUUAGUUUGUAGAUAGGCUUGCUAUUAUUAAUUACAUUGUCUAUGUUUAUGUGUUAGGGGGUAUGACAAGGUUGGGGAACAGAUUACGGUCAAAAGGGCAUGCACAGUUUACGGGGUUUUUUUUAUGUCUAGGUCAUUAGUAAAUCAAUUGAAUAAAGAGAGGAGAUUUGCAGCCCACUUCCUCUCAGAGUGUUUGCUGCUGCGAGGUUGUUUUCCCUGGAAAUCAUUCCCUUGCAGGAAUCUCCGUGACUAAGAGAACAGGCCAUCUGUAGGUGCUUUUGGCUAUUCACUUGCCUAUGACAAAUCAUCCAGUUCCCCAGAAAGUUUUAUCAGCGGUGUUACAUGGAAAAGAUUGACCCGGUCAAUAGGCCUAGUAGUCCCAUAUUCUAAGUAACAGCAAACAGCACCAGCUAGUGCACUGGGUCUAAUCAGGUGUCUUAGGCAGUGUUGCUGAGUUCCAAAGGACUCAGUAGUGGCUGAAAAUGAAAUGGGUUUUUGCCAGAAAAUAAGAAGUAGGGUUUCCGGUGGUAAACGACAGCAAGUUUUUUUAAUCAGAGAAUGCAAGACUAAACACAGCAAUUCAGGACAGCUGAUCAUUUUUCCAGCCAGAACAUCAGUUAGCAUUUCACGUUGCGAGAGCGCAAUUAUCUGAGUUGGAAAUCAACUAAGACCUGAGGCUCUCAUCUCUCUUCUUACCAAAGUAUGCCGUGUAAACUGAAAUGAGGUAAUUCACACUAUUACACUGUUCCGAAUGUCAGAAAGAGAAAUUGUUUAGAAUAUGUUACUGGAUAGUUUAAAUACACUGCUGUUAGCUAGUCAGACUUCUACUGAAAUAUAACUGUUUUGUUAGGUAGCUCACGAAGCUGCCGUUCCGGAGUUAGGAGAAAAAUCUGAGUGUCAAAUGAGAUUUUGUUCAAAGGAAGGAAAGCUAAUAAUGAACUUCUCCUGGCAGGUGGAAUAAAAGCUAAAUGGGUAUAAAGUAAUUUCGGAGCUGGUAGCUCUGAGCAGUCUCAGAAUUGCUGUAGGAAAUUUUCUUCCCCCAGGUAUACUUUUGGUGGGUUUUUCUGAAAAUUUUGGUGGAAAAUAAAAUUAGGUUGACAGUUCUCUAAAAACUCUGAGCAGUAAUUGUGAAAGCAAUAAUUUACUACUGCAGAAAAUAUUUAGCAAUAUUUUCUCUUAAGCCAUGAAACAUCAAGUCAUCCUUCAGUGAUGUAACUCUCAGUUCAAAGCCGAUCAUCGUAAAAGUAUUUAAAGGUAAACAGCAGUGCUUUGUGGGUAUGAAGGCAAUAACACUGAGGGUGACUUCUUAGCAAUAAUAAAAGGUAUUACUUCCAGAUUUAAAUCAUCACAGAAACACUAAUAAAGUACAGAUAACUGACAUCCACUUUACAUCUCUUAAUGUGCACAGUUUGGGUGUGUUCUUUAACCAAAAAAAAAAAAAAAAAAAGGAGGCAAGCGUCUCAGGUGAAGUUGUAUGUAAGAGGAACUGCAAAAAUACGACAGAAUUAUAAACUGGGAAUAAUCACAGUGCAUUGCCAGUGAUGUUAUGAAGAUGUCUUCUAGGCAAUAGCAGAGAAGCCAUUUAUAGUAAAUGGAUACUUAUGGUGGAGAAAAGCUCUCCCAUGUUUCAUCUGUCAAAGUCAAAACAACUAACUUAGUCCCGUAGUAUUACUCAGUCUUGUUUGGGUUCGUGAGUGCUGGGUGAAGAACCAACCACCAUACAAGAUGUCCUAGUGAUUGGUGCUAAAUUAACCCACAACAUAGAAAAUACUAAGCUAUAUUCUCAAAAGCACUGAUUCUGCAAAGCACCAGUGCGUACAGAAACCUCUCUUUGAGAUACAGGGAUGCAUACAUAAUUUUAGCUAGCAAGUGCUUUUGUCCUUUGCUUAGUAGUGAUUGAUCUAAGUACAUGCUUAAGUGCCUUGUUGAAAUGGGGCCUAUAACAGUUGUUGCAUCUCUUUUUUUCCUCAAAUUCGUCAGUCUCCUUUUUGGGAAGCUCUGUCUGUGGGGGAGACUUGGGGCUGUCCACAUUGGACACUAGAAAAAAAGCCAUCAAUGGAAAAAAGCAAUAGUUCUUUACAGUUCAGUUCUUGCCCUUGUAUGGUCCUGUCCAAACUGAAAGAGCAACCAACAAAUAGGAAUCGUCUCCUUUGUUUUUCUCUGGGUCAGGAAGUUGGUGCUUCCAGCCAGUACUUUACAGGAAUACAUACGCGAUUGCAGUACAACUGCAAUUAGAGAUUGCAGUUACUGACAUUCUGUAACUGUCUUAGGAUAAAAAAAAAUUCUUACAGAUCCCAGAAAUUAAGGCCUUCAAGCCUUUUCCUCUUUAUUCCAAUAUUUUGUCCAGUGUGAUAUGACGGAUGUUUUUCUUCUCUUUCUUACCAGUGCUCUUUCAAAUCUACCUCUUUGUUUAAAAUUACAGUAAAGAGUACUUGCAUAGCAGUUUACUCCUCAUUCUCUGAGGUUUGCAGUCGUAAGGUAUAACUGCCACCAUUGCAGAGAUGUAGAAAAUUGGGAACCCGGCGAUUUAUGACAGAUCUACCAAAGGCACUAUCAGUGAGGCUCUUGCCAGAAGUGCGCAGGUGCGUAUCUUCCAUCAGCACGAAUGGGAGCUGGGCACCCUGGUACUUCUGAAAAUAUGCCUAAGAUCCUCUCUGUAUCUUAAGUGCCUGAAGACGGUAAGAAAUUCUGUCCCAAGUAGCUUACUCAGUUCAUGUAGACAGCCAUCAGCAGAGUAAGGAAAACGGCAGAAGCAUCUUGAUUGUCAAUGGCUGCUCAGAGCACCAGCUACAAAAAAUAGCUUUGAGGAGAUAGAGAGGAAGAUCACGGAAAAACGUUCCUGCUUUAUUUUCAGGUGAAGAUAAAGUACUAGAUAGUACUAGAAACGUAGGAAAAUGAUAGCAUUGCUCUGAAAAGACCUCCCUCCUUUCUUCUUCUCAUUGAUAAGUUUAAAGGAGCAUGAAAUACCGAUUUGCGUCAAGUUGACGAAAAGUUAGGCGUGUUUUCAAUCCAAAUUGUCUAUAGUUUUUGAAGUCAGUCUGCACAUAUUGACAUGAUAGCUGGAAUACUGCCUUCUGAGUUUUGACUUCAUUCCAUUAGAAUAUAACGCAUUUUUAGAGAGAGGAAAUAUUUCUUUGACUUGGUCGCACAUUGAUUUAUGAGAAUCAUACUGUUGUUAGGAAUGUGCCCGUAUUAGCUAGAAUUCCCUGGCACAGAUGCAUGAAGAAGAGCUUGACUUGGAGUACAAGUAUGGGUAGCUUGUCAAAGAAAGCACCAGAAAGCCUGAUCAGGUACUUCCCUAAUGCGUUCAUGUUUCUCUCCGGAAAUCACCAGUUCCUGCAUGAUACAGGCCUCAGGAGACUACACAAACCAGGUGAUGAGGUAGCUGUAUCAGGCUUCUGAACUUCAAACCAAGAAUAAAUUCAUUUGUAUGGUUUUGCCUUCAUAUAUAUUGCUUUACCUUCAAGCUUUGGGCUAACGAUACUGAAGAAAUUAGGCUUGGUGUAGUGCCUUUAGGAAGAUCACCAAAAUACUGCUACUUACCGAUAAGGAUUGCAUUUUAAUGUUUAUCAGUGAGCGCCAAUGAUAUUUUUUUCUACUAACAAAUUUUCUCAUGAAGAGAGGCUGAUAGUCAAGAUCGAGACUGUUUGCCUGAGAGAGAGUCAGUUGCGGCAAAUGUCCCAGUACAAAAAAAUGGAAAAAUAUUUGGUUUUAGUAUUCUAAAAAUCGUUGUAAAAUGUAAUUGUAGUAUCUUAAAUCAAAAUAAUUUAGUAGCAAAUUUUAGUUUAUUUCUAUUACAAGCAUUGCAGUAUUUCAGAGGAUCAACAAUGAUUUCACUGUGCACUUCUAUAUUUUUCUCUUUAUACUUUUUGAGAUUUUAAUUUUCGAUCUGAAUUCAAGCAUGAAAAAAUUAAAAUCUCAGAAAAAAAUUUUAGAGCAAAAAUAACGUAUUUCCCACCUAAGUCUAUUAAGCGUGCUUCCAGGGAGAGCAAUAUGAAAGAAAACCUGCAGGGAAGAAUUAGGCUUUUCUUUCAAUAGCCUGGCAAAAAGUAGUCUGUGUUAGUGGUUCACUCUAAGUGUGGAGUUUAUUUCUCUUUGCUUCUCUGUGUGUGUGGAAGAAAGAGAGGGAGUAUAUAUGAAUGUGGUUUUUAGAUUCUUAAUGUUAUAUUCGUAUGUGAUCCAAAUUCUCAAUGUGGAUAAAGAGCGUAACUGUAACAUAAUCACACAUCUUCAAGAAUCUGAUGACUGUGCUUAUUUUAACUUCCACCACUUUACAAAGGACACAGAUGAUAACUAAACACAAGCUCAAGCUGAACUUUCUCACACACACGCAUACACACAAUCAGUGUGCAGUAGGUUUAAAUAUUCCACAAAUACGCAAUGUCUUAAUUAGAAAGAUGCUGUUUGGGGGCAGGGAGGAAUGGGGAAUGUGUCGUCUUCACUGAUGAGCUGGAAAACAGACCUGUCCAGUGGAAUUUAGUGGACUCUGUGUAACGUAUUAGGAACUUGCCAAUGGGGCCUGGUUGUUUUUUGUUUGCUUUUUGUUUCUUAAAUUAACUAUUGAUUACAAGAGGUGAACUGUUUAACUUCAUUUCUGUUCAGGCUCAUUGACCCAUGGCAAGUUUGAGUUUUAAAGAGGGUUUGAUGCGACAAAAGAAUGUUGAAAAACUUCAGCUGAGGCUAAUGGUGCCUUUUUACCUGAGUGAAAAGCUGAAAAGCACUUAUUGAAGGAAGACACAGUCAAUUUGGGAAAUAAAUGUAUCUCUACCAUGCUUAUCAUUUCAGACAGGUAAGCCUGUCUCUUUUGCUAAUUUUCACUGAACAGGGCCAUUCUUGUCUUCUGGAAAGCAAGAUAUUUAUAAUGUAAAUAGUUGUAAUGAUUUUUUUCUUCCUCUGUAACUAAUACGUAAUAAUCCAACAUGCUAUUUCUGUUAGAUCUUUUACAAUAAGGCCACUGUAUGCCUAAAUAUGGUUGACCUCUGACCUUUUCCCAAGUCAGUCAUGUGCUGAAAAGGAGGGUGCUGGAGGUUUCAGUGUAUAUAUGGAAUCUUGUAUAUUUAGUAAAUUGAGUAAGUGGGACUUAUGGCCAGUAUACAUUAAAGCCACAACAGUAACAAAGCUCCAAAUCUUAACUAGCAGAAACAACUGUUCACCUUGCCAUGUCUGUCCUUAUAAUAAGACCUAAGUUGCACCUGCCUGUAGUUCUGCAUGAUCAGACUUCAAAGUAUAACUAACAAAGUCUGUAACGUAUCAGUGUUCAUAAACGUAGAUUAAAAAAAAAAAGAAACUCCAGACCAACAUCAGAAAACCAGCAACGGCAACAGUUCAACGUUAAGAAUGGAAGAUGAGACACGUCCGAUUUUGUUGCAGGGUUAGAGUUGAAAGGGUGAACCAGUGUCAGUCAGCAUAAAUGGACUGCGGUAGUGACAUUUACUAAGAAACUAACCUUAUUUCCAUAUUGCUUUGUUCCUACUCUGUUUUCCUUUGACCAUCUGUUGUUCCCUGUGUGCAGUACAGGGGAGAAUUUGGCCCCAGUCAUCAGCAUUUUAUGGGUCAAUGUUGCGUAAGUGAUUUCUGAUUGCUGUUCAUUUAGCAAUUGCUAAACUAAGGUGAGAAACUCAUUUGCUCCUGUGCAUCAAAGGGAAUCGUGUCAGAGCUUCCUCAUAAGGAUAAUUCUCACUGCUGUCCUUACUCCUGUCAGCUGACUGACUUUGCAGUGUUCCCAAUAAUAUAGCACAGCAGAGUAAACUGUAUUGAUGGAGGGCUUCAUUAGAUGCCUGUUGUGCAUCAGUACUCUCACUGGGGCUCAAAGUCAUGCAGCGACAGGACACAACUGAAGUACGGUACAUACUCUAUACAUGACGCCUGUAUUACACCAUUAUGACCUUAUAGUGGGAAAACCGCUGAUCUUUACAGAUGUGGAUUUGGACUGUCUUUAUUUGGGAGGAAAGUUGUAGUGAACCUCGCUUCUUAUCCUGCAUACCACUUAGUCCUGUUUGGAGCAGCUAAGCGGAAGUGAACGCAGUGCAAAGACCUUCUAGAGGGGCUGUGCACCGAGGUGAAUUUUGUGCUGUUUGAAUGUGAUCUCACUGAAAAGCCUGUAUAUCCAGCAGGGGAGACUGACUGUUCUAUAAGGGGUAUUUGUGGUGUUUACUUUAAAACAAGCUUUGCUAAUUAAAAUAGUGUAUUCUGGAA
Messenger RNA from Struthio camelus australis, 9096 nucleotides. Lineage: Eukaryota; Metazoa; Chordata; Aves; Struthioniformes; Struthionidae. The record is from RefSeq and is a predicted model, not a curated record.